CGUAUUUGGCAGUGGUUUUGCGAAGAAAAUAGUCAGUGUGGCGUAUAAUGUUCGGUUUUUUACGGUUGCAAAAAUGUAUUGAUCAAAUAGCCCUCUCACCAGCUGAACGUCAACAUCGCGCCGUUGUAGCAGCGCCGACGGUGAUAGAAAUGGGAAUUUUACUUUGCGUACCCAAGCUCCAUCUAGUCGUGAUUAUUCCGAAGGAAAACUGUAAACAAACUACCAGACACGGAUUAUUGCGCAUAACGCAUGCUGUUGUAAAUACUGAAAACGAGCAAAAAUGAGUUGCUUAAAACAUCAGUAAAAAUGCAAUGGUUUAGAAGAUAUUUUUUCUUCCAAAAUGGCGAUUCUAUUUGCUUGGUUUUUUUUUUGUUUUGACGGUCGAUAAAAAAAAUUGAUUACUUUUGAGCGAGCACGGAUAAUCGAACUUGGUGAUGGUACGGAUAAUACGAACAUAACCUCGGGAUAAUUAAUGGCCUGUCAACUGUGGGGAACAGCAAAGCCAGAAACAGUGUUUUUCUUUUCGAAAAUUAAAAUAGUUGCAAAGUACAAAAUGAGUGCAAAACGCAUCAAACAGGAAUCGAACACCAAGAAAAAAGUUUCGCAAGAACCAAUGCAGGUACUGCUGAAGGAGGCUAAGCAGGAGAAGCUGGACAUCGACGAGAUGGAGCUAAUGACUGCGGGACUGGAAGAUGAUGACGAAGGUGGCUGCUACUUUGUGGAUCAGAAGGGCAACUACUACUUUCAAGCCAGCGAAGAUGCGGAAUUAAGGGCGGUGGAAAAUGGACCGACCGAAUUUGAGGCACUGAAUGGCGAACAGGGAAAGACUGAGGAAGAAGUCAGCUACGUGCUGAUAAUGAACGAUGGUGACAACAAAUCUACGAUUGUAGUCAACAAUACGGAUGAGACCAGUCUGGAGGAUGGGAAGGACAACGAAAUUUAUGAUUUCGAAGAUCCGGAUUAUAUAGUGCCGGAUCAGGAAACGGGCAAAAAGACUUCAACGCGUGGCAAGCGUGGUGUACCGACCACUGGCUCGAUGUACAUGUGCAAUUACUGUAACUACACCAGUAAUAAGCUAUUCCUACUGUCGCGGCAUCUGAAAACUCACUCGGAUGAUCGACCACACAAGUGUGUCGUGUGCGAGCGAGGAUUUAAAACGCUAGCCUCUCUGCAAAAUCACGUUAACACGCACACGGGCACUAAACCGCACCGGUGCAAACACUGCGACAACUGUUUCACCACUUCUGGCGAACUGAUUCGACACAUCCGCUAUCGGCACACCCACGAGCGGCCACACAAAUGCACAGAAUGUGACUACGCAAGUGUGGAGCUGAGCAAGCUGAAACGACACAUCCGUACGCAUACCGGUGAAAAACCCUUCCAGUGUCCGCACUGUACGUACGCAUCGCCGGACAAGUUUAAGCUGACGCGACACAUGCGAAUCCACACCGGCGAGAAGCCCUAUUCCUGUGACGUUUGUUUUGCACGGUUCACACAAUCUAAUUCACUGAAGGCCCACAAAAUGAUACAUCAAGUUGGCAACAAGCCAGUUUUCCAGUGCAAACUAUGUCCGACGACCUGCGGCCGCAAGACGGAUCUACGCAUUCAUGUGCAGAAUUUACACACGGCCGACAAACCGAUCAAGUGCAAGCGUUGUGACAACACUUUCCCCGAUCGGUACAGCUACAAAAUACACGCGAAAACGCACGAAGGUGAAAAGUGCUACCGGUGCGACUAUUGUCCGUAUGCCUCGAUAUCGAUGCGCCACCUGGAAUCGCAUCUGCUACUGCAUACCGAUCAGAAACCAUACAAAUGUGAUCAAUGUGCCCAGACGUUCCGACAGAAGCAGCUGCUGAAGCGGCACAUCAACUACUAUCACAACCCGGACUACGUUGCACCGACACCGAAGGCCAAAACGCACUGCUGUCCGAGCUGUAAGCGAUCCUUCCGGCACAAGGGCAACCUCAUCCGGCACAUGGCACUGCACGAUCCCGACUCGACGAUGAGCAAAGAACUGGAAGCUUUGCGCGAAGGUCGCCAGAAGAAGGUGCAGAUCACGUUCGAGGAUGAAAUGUACAAGGGCGAAGAAGACUACGAAGGGGAAGAAGAUGAAGACGAGGAAGAGGAAGAGGAUGAGGACGAUGAGGAGGAGGAGGAUGAGGAGGAAGAGGAAGAAGAGUCGGUCAAUCCGUUGCAAACGAGUGAUGUUGUAACGGUCGAGGAUGAAGACGGCCAGUACGUGGUGUUGGAAGUGAUACAGCUGCAGAAUAAGGAUAGCAAAUCUGCCGAUAAGACACAGAAGAAGCGGACAGCCUCCAAACGUAAGGCACCGGCCACAGUUUUACCGCAAACGAGUUCCAAACCGACGACGUCGGCUGCCGCUACUUCUGCUGUUGCAACAUCAACCCGCGUAACGAGAAGUGUGAAAAAAGAACCAGCAGAGCUCAUAGCGCAACCAGAUCCUACGCUCGAUAUGGACGGCAUCAAUCUGGUGCUGGUGGAAGGUGGCGAAGUGAGCGAAGGGGUCGAAGGUGCACAUGAGAUUGUGAUCGAGCAAGACAGUGCCGAUUCGGGCGAUGAGUUCCUCCUUUCGACAGAAGAUUUGCAGGAUACGGAAAUGUUGAUGUCUUCGCUGCAAAAUGCUAAACGAUCACGCUAUGACGUGACCAUAAGCCAGGAAGAGCUGGAGAAAAAUAUGAGCAACUGUUUCGGAUUCGAUGACGAAGACGACGAAGACUUGGACACCAAAGCAACAAUAACGCUGCUAAACUAAAGCCGCGAACGAUGAUACAUCAUCUUCCUCUUGUUUGGUUUGUCAACCAUGUUCGGUAUUGGAAUGCAGUGGUACCUCGAGGUCAGGCCCCUCGUAUCUCGUGCUACCACUGUACAUAUUAAUAAUUCUUUUUUUUGUAGAUGUGUAAUGUAUUGCCGAAUGAAAUAAUGAAUUAGAUAUCUUAUGUUAUGGUCUGAUAGCUGUUAAAACAGGUCACAAUCAAUAGUACGGAAGAUCAUUUAAAGCCGCCAUGUCAAACUAUUCGACCCGCGCGAUGGGUCAACGAGAACUUCGACUGUUGUAUGAAUGAGAUCAAAAAUCAAAUCAUAAGGCCACCAAAAAAAAACCGCGGGUCGCAAGAAAAUAUUUAAAUUUAAAACUAUCCUAGAGCCAAAACCAGUUUCUCAAAACAGGAUUAAAAUGACACUAGAAAGCUAGAACGAGAUAAGAUGACUGUUAAGAAUGUGCCCGAUUUGGCGGUUGCCUGGAAUUGUGCUUUUUGGUAUCACCACUUAUUUGUUUUUAAUGGAUUUGGAAAUAUUUCUUCUUGGCUAAACGACCUAACAGGUCAUGUCGGCCAUUUCUGGCUUACUAGACUUAUUUUUACUCCGUAGCAGAAUAGUCAGUAUUUGCUACGGGGGGACGGCUCGGAUGGGAUUUGAUAUACCCGGUCCUGUGAUGUGGAACUGGCCCCUUUUACCACAUACUGCAACUCGUGGGCCGCCCCGGGUUUUGAAAUAAAUAAGAGGCGAAACUUAAUAGAAUCGUCAUGAUGAUAACAGCACAGUUUUCAUUAUUCUUUCUUUUAGUUCCGUUUUGUGGUUAAUGAUGAUGUUCCAAAAUUGGUUGGAAUAGAGUUAACGAUCCUUAUUUCAUUGUACAGCACCGAAAUGAAGAAGGGUUAGAUAAAUCCUUUAUAGAAAUUUUGUUGUUUUACAACUAUAAAAGUGAUCUCGUGUAGACUAAAGGCGAUAGAGUCGAAGAAUCACAACAUACAUACCUUGUGCAGCAUGAAUUCACUCACUCAGUUUAACAAUUCAAUUAUUACGAUCAUAGAGGAGAUUUAUCUUUAGCUCCAAUGAUUUCUUUACUGUUCGAGAAAGAUUUAGUUACCUUUUUCAUCCUUUUGUUUCCUCCUCAACAUGUAUUUAAAGGUAGUUUGAAACGUUGCUAGACGAAAACGUACACCACAUAUUUCAGCUCAAAACCAAUGAAACUGUUCUUCUAUCUAUUCUAUCUUCGCCAUGCUAACUAACACAAACACAGCAUUUAUCGCCAAAAUGUGACACACAGUUCAUAUGACAAGUAUUGUUUAAUAUUUUUUUCACAUCCUAAAAGCAGCGCUGAGUGGUGUAAAUGUUUUACUUAAGUUGUUAACUUUAAUCAUUUACUCAACUAUGUUUUCAUACUCGUCGCCAUACUUAAAACGUCUGGAAAGCUAAAUUUAAUCAUUACACAUCUACAUCUAUAAAUGAAAGUACGCUGUAAUCCCGAGAAUAUUUCUAUUUCAUCUAAGGCAGGUUAGCACUAUAAACUGAGUUUUAAGAAUGUCACAAUUGUUUAAGAGUUAUAUAUUAAGCUGAAUAAAAUAUUACGUACAAUAUACAGUUA
Molecule: messenger RNA, 4384 nt
Organism: Anopheles funestus (African malaria mosquito)
Lineage: Eukaryota; Metazoa; Arthropoda; Insecta; Diptera; Culicidae
Product: transcriptional repressor CTCFL-like
Exons: 5
Coding region: 473-2773 (766 amino acids)
Biological process (GO): regulation of transcription by RNA polymerase II
Cellular component (GO): nucleus
Molecular function (GO): RNA polymerase II cis-regulatory region sequence-specific DNA binding; DNA-binding transcription factor activity
Source: RefSeq, a predicted model, not a curated record